AUGUGCACAAUGCAGCCGAUUCUGAAUAGUUAUUUGAAUGAACUAGAUGAAGAUAUCUUCCAUCAUUUCGGAUUCACAACAAAGUCAUUUGAUUUCAAACAAAAGUUUGGUGAUGUCAAGUUCGUCUGUGUAUGUGGUAGCAGUAAUAGAAUUCAUAAUUUUGCUAUAUCAAUGGCUAAGUUAGCUGGUAUACAGUUACCUGUAGAAAAUAUUGCCGGUUCUCAUGCUAGAUUUGUACUUUACAAAGUAGAUCAUAUAUUAUUUGCAGAUCAUGGAAUUGGUAUACCAUCAACAUUAAUUCUAAUGCAUGAAAUGACAAAAUUAUUACAUUAUGCUGGUUGUAAAGAUGUGUUAUUUAUACGUCUAGGAACAUGUGGUGGUUUAGGAGUGAAGCCCGGUACACUUGUGAUGUCCGAUCGUUGCGUAAAUACCAAAUUAGAGCCAUAUAACGAAUUGUGUAUUCUUGGUAAACCUGUCCGUCGACAAACUAAAGUGGACUUAAACGCUGUAAAUGAAUUAAAAAAGCUUUCUGAGAAUCUUUCAUUACAAUGUUCAGUUGUUGUUGGGGGUACAAUCACUGCAAAUGACUUUUAUGAAGAGCAAGGAAGAUUGGAUGGAGCGAUUUGUUCUUUUAGCCAAGAAGAGAAAUUGGCUUAUCUUAAGUCGGCUUAUGAUCAUGGCAUAAGAAAUUUGGAAAUGGAGGGUACUGCAAUUACAUCUCAUUGCAAUUCAACUGGUCAUCGAGCUAUUCUAGUUUGUGUAGCAGUUGUAAAUCGUCUUGAAAAUGAUCAAGUUACAAUAUCUGCGGAUGAUUUUAAAUUAUUUGAACAGUUACCUGGUAAAUUGGUUGGAGAAUAUUUGAAAAGAAACAGUGGGCUAAUUGCUCGUUAA
Messenger RNA from Schistosoma mattheei, 891 nucleotides. The record is from the annotation of a GenBank genome assembly. Lineage: Eukaryota; Metazoa; Platyhelminthes; Trematoda; Strigeidida; Schistosomatidae.